Molecule: messenger RNA, 675 nt
Organism: Asparagus officinalis (garden asparagus)
Lineage: Eukaryota; Viridiplantae; Streptophyta; Magnoliopsida; Asparagales; Asparagaceae
Exons: 2
Coding region: 106-675 (189 amino acids)
Source: RefSeq, a predicted model, not a curated record
ACAGCGAAGCACCCGAUCCCACCCCCUCAAAGCAAAUGACGCCCCCCAUUCUUAAACCCCCAGCGGGAUCCGCUCCUCCGCCGGUACUCUCACCUCCAAACCCCAAUGACGCCGUCGCCGCCGUCGCUGCACGUGCAGGAAGUCCUCGACUUCCUCACCUCCCACGGCUUCGCACGUGCCGCCUCCGCCCUUCGAGAUGACGUCAUCGCCAUGGGGGUCGACGGAUCGGGUCCUCCUCCGCCUCCUCCGGUGAGGAUACGGCCCCGGAGCUCCGCCGAUGCAUCGAGCUCGUCGGAGGAGGAUUUCGUUAGCAUGGGGUCUUCGCCUUCUGAACUAUUCAAUCCUUAUAUAGUUUGGUCUCCGGCUAGACCGAAAUCUGAGGACUCUUCAGCUAGAUUAUCAGAUUUUGAAACUGCUCGGGAGUACAACAACCCCAAUAUAUUUGGAGACUCCUGCUGGUAUGAUGACCAGUAUGGAGGUUACCUCAACAAUCCAUUCUUUGAACCAGCAACAAACUCCAGUAGCUUUCACAGUGAGGACAAGUUUGUUAUGUCUAUUGAGGCUGAGGAAAAUUUCAGGCAAGAGAGCACAAAUCCUGCUGUUACUGAUAAACCUGAAAUUUAUAGAUCUGUGAUUGCUGCAAUGGAAAGGUUGUGGAGAGGAAUAAAAUAUUGA